Messenger RNA from Triticum aestivum (bread wheat), 1449 nucleotides. RefSeq lists its product as uncharacterized. The transcript has 2 exons. The record is from RefSeq and is a predicted model, not a curated record. Gene Ontology annotation, molecular function: protein binding. The coding region runs from base 13 to 1428 and encodes 471 amino acids. Lineage: Eukaryota; Viridiplantae; Streptophyta; Magnoliopsida; Poales; Poaceae.
AUAUAGAUCUACAUGAUGAAACGGCCGGAACACAGAGACCUGGCGGCGCGCCUGCCGGAGGACGUGCUUGCCGACGUGCUCCGCCGUGUAGUGGCGCCGCGCUGGCUUGCCAUCUCUCGCUGCGUCUGCAAGGCAUGGCGUGCUAUCAUCGACGGCGACGGCCUCCUGUGCACGGAGCUCCCGUUCAACGGCAUCUUCAUCGCCUUCACCGAGCUCCCGUUGCCCGAGUUCUUCCCCCGGCCCCCGUCGCCGGUACAGCCUGCGGUCAGCGGUAAGCUGGACUUCCUGCCCACGGCCAUAACAGAUGACUCGGACGAAUUCAUCGUCCAAGAUCACUGCAAUGGCCUCCUCCUGCUUAGCACCUACAAGAUUAACCCUGUGAGGCGCGCCACCUACGUGGUUAACCCUGCCACAAGAACCUGGGAUCCUCUGCCCUCCUACCCGCCCAUCCGUGGGAUCGUCCGUGGUAUUUGUUUCCAUAACUAUCAUCUCGCCUUUGAUCCCAAAGUGUCAUCCAGCUACCAGGUGCUUGGGAUCCCCUGGUUGUUUUCCGGCAAAAGAGACAAUGAGUCUGAGUAUGAUCCCCUAGAGGAGGAGGAGCUAUCCGAAUGGCCUCCGUCUCCAUAUAUCUUGCCUGUUUUCUCAUCAAAGACGCGUUGUUGGGAGAUGCGGCCAUUUUCUCGACACGGGGACGCGGCUGGCACAGUGGCAGAGAUGCGAGCGCAUUUUGGUUACCACAAACUCCAUUCUGUUUAUUGGCGAGGAUCACUUUACGUGCAUUGCCAAAGCAAUCUUGUUAUGAGAAUAUCCAUGUCUGAAGAUAAGUACACUGUUAUUAAACCACCAAUGGGUGUCCAAAUGUGCCCUUAUCUGGGAAGAUCAGAAAAGGGGGUGUACUUAGCAGCACUUGUUGAGAGGAGCAUUCGGGUUUUUAUCCUGAAUAUAUUUUCUGAUCGGGCAGACUGGACCUUGAAGCAUGAUUAUGACCUUAACCCCCUGAGAGCGUUUCGCCAGCAAGUUCAUGGACCAUGGAUCUUAGAAGACAUUAACUUUCACUUCUUUCCUCCAGAAAAGAUCAACGAGAAACUAGUAAUCCAAGAGAAUUCUGAAUGGGACUCCGACAACGAGGAUUUUGCUGACAUAGGAGACGCAGUUGAAGCGUGUCCUGCUGGGUAUAUUGACAUUGAGAUACUUGGAUUUCACCCAUACAAAGAGAUUCUCUUUUUGAGUAGAUCAGAGACUUGUAAACAAAAUGCCAUGGCAUUCGCCUAUCAUUUAAAUAGCUUCAAAAUUGAAAUCUUAGGAAGCAUAUACCCAACAGAUUAUGACAGUUUCGACUCCGGCCUAGCUAAUGUAAGUCGGGAGAUCGAAUCUUUUCCAUACACACCAUGUUGUUGGAUCGAACAAAUCCCAGAAACGGCGAAUUAAUCUAGAAACUCAUCCCAAACA